UGUGUGCGCAUGCAUACGUCCUGCCAUAAAGCCUGAAUAAUUGAUGUGGAGGGGAAGGAGUGAAAGCAGUGUCUGACGGGACAGAGCGUGUGGGAGUGUGUCGAGAUGGGGGAGAGGAACACGGUGAGGCAGCAGCCUGGCUAUGAUGGAAUCUGCAACUACGCCCAAAAAAUCACCUCCUGCUUUGGACUCGAUGUGGCACAUGCGCAGGACCCACACCACCACUCCUCAGAGAAGCCCCUGAUUCAGUGCUAUAAGUGUGGGGAGCCAUGUAAGGGUGAGGUGCUUCGUGUGCAGAACAGGCACUUCCACCUCAAGUGCUUCACCUGCAAAGUGUGCGGCUGUGACCUGGCCCAGGGGGGCUUCUUCAUGAAGAAUGGAGAGUAUCUGUGCACACUGGACUACCAGCGCAUGCACGGCACACGCUGUAACGGCUGUGGAGACUUUGUGGAGGGGGAGGUGGUCACCGCCCUGGGGAAGACCUACCACCCGUCAUGCUUCGUCUGCACAAUCUGCAAACGGCCGUUUCCUGCUGGGGACAGGGUGACCUUUAACGGGAAGGACUGCCUGUGUCAGUACUGUGUGGAGCCCAUGUCGCCAGGACCCAAAGACAUCCUGGGCUUCAGCAACUGUGCAGGAUGUGGUCGAGACAUUAAGAACGGACAGGCUCUCCUGGCUCUGGACCGGCAGUGGCACCUGGGCUGCUUUAAGUGUAAGGCCUGCAGCAAAGUGCUGACCGGAGAGUACAUCAGCAAGGAUGGCGCCCCCUACUGUGAGAGGGACUACCAGGUCCAUUUUGGCGUCCAGUGUGAGGCGUGCCAUCAGUUCAUCACAGGGAAGGUGCUGGAGGCAGGAGAUAAACACUACCAUCCCAGCUGUGCCAGAUGCAGCAGGUGCAAUCAGAUGUUCACAGAAGGGGAAGAGAUGUAUCUGCAAGGAUCGACGGUGUGGCAUCCCGGCUGUAAGAACACCACGCGGACAGAGGAGAGACACAGGGAUCGGCCGACGAGGUCGUCAUCUGAGAGUAUUUGUUCCAGACCUGGUUCAAGCAUUCCUGGCUCACCGGGUCACACCAUCUAUGCAAAAGUAGACAAUGAGAUCCUUGAUUACAGAGACCUAGCUGCCAUUCCAAAAGUAAAAGCCAUUUAUGACAUUGAGCGCCCCGAUCUUAUUACCUAUGAACCCAUGUACUCCACUUCCCUGGAUGAGAGAGAGGAGAGACGAGAGAGUGUGGGAGAGCUCCACACUGCCAGGCAGGAGCGCUCCCCUUUCCCUGAUGACAAGUCCUCAAGAAACAUGUCACCAACCCCACCUAUUGAAACUUCUUAUGAGAGGAGGGAUCGCAUCCUCCAAAGAUCCACCAGUCAGGGCUCCAUAGCAUCGCCAGUUUAUAGUCGCCAUGGUUACACCCCCACUUUGUUACGGUCGCCGCAGCACUUCCACAGGCCAGAGGCUCUGACGGGCAUGCAGAAGCUCUGCUCUUCCCUGUGCAGUAACAGUGUGGGCUCCAGAAAUAGUGACUCCCGCCCCACCUCCCCUUUCAGACACCACUUCCUCCCCCAUAGCCAAGGCACUGACCCGCCAAGUGGCCGCAGCUCGCCCCUCCCACUCAGGCCCGACAGCCGGCCGGUCACCCCGCCUCUUUCUCUGACCCCUAAACAUUUCCACCUUCCAGAUCAGGGGAGCAACAUCUACAGAAAGCCACCCAUCUACAAACAACAUGACAUUGAUAGAUCAGUUGCCAUGGUUGUAAACCUAGAUACAGCUGCCAUAGCACGUCAAAGCAAGUCUGCUGAUGACAUCAUCAGAUCGGCCACCUUCCCCGCUGCCCAUGCUCCCUCUCCGGAUGACAGCUCACGCAGUGAGGGCGACCGUUGGCCCUCGUCUCUUGCUGUAUUAGAAGGGAGGAGACGAUCCAAAGAAGAAGAGGAGGAAGACGCCUUGAAAAAAAAGCAGCUCCAGGAGGAGCACCUCAGUAAGAUGCAGUCUGGUUUGGGAAAACUCAUUCUGAAGGAGGAAAUGGAGAAGGAGCAGAUGAGAGAGCGACACGUGCGCAGCCUGUCAGCUCAGCGCUAUGACCCCAAACAGACCAACUGUGACGCAGAUCCUCCUUCUCCAACCAAAACAAACUCUCUGCCAAGUUACGGCCGGAAUGGACUCCACCGGCCUCAGUCAACAGAUUUCACCCAGUACAACAGUUAUGGGGACAUGUAUGGAGGAGCACGAGAGUUUCAGCACAUUAAGGAUGGCCGGGCAGCACUUGCAAGGAUGGACAGGGGAGUGUCUAUGCCUAAUAUGUUGGAACCAAAAGUGUAUCCCUAUGAAAUGCUCAUGAUAACCAGUAGGGGGAGAGCUAAACUGCCCAGGGACGUGGACAGAACCAGAUUGGAGCGCCAUUUAGCACCUGAAAUGUUCUUUGACAUCUUUGGAAUGGAGAUCCAGGAGUUUGACAGGCUUCCCCUGUGGAAACGCAACGACAUGAAAAAGAAGGCGAAGCUCUUCUAGCACUCAGAGCAGCAUGCAUGUCGUGUACAUUCAUUCUGACAGCGCACAAAAAGUGUAACCUAGACGUAGGGUUUUCUUUUCCUCUAUGGCGUAAUCAAAGAAGCCAUGAAGUGGACUUGUUUGCUCUGAUGCUGACUGAGACUGUGAGCUGAAGUCUAGUCCAUGUUCAAACAUGACAAAGAAUGAACGAUGAGCAGGAUCUUGUUAUUUGGUUUGACUGCACCUGUUUUACCUCUUGCUUUGCUUUGAGUGGAACUGCUUUUUUGUGUUUUCUUUGUUUUUCUGUUUAUUUCCUCCUUGUCUCUUCCUGCUAUUUGUUGCUGUUGAUUCCUGUGGAACUUUCUAACUACAGUACAACCUCAUGAACUGCCCAUGCCCGUAGCUUGAACAUGUGUGAGUUUUUGGUCCAAAAGUGUGCAAGAAUCGACUCAGUGAGUCUUUGAAUAAAAAGCCACUAAGAAAGCAGUCAGCUGACCAACCAGUUGAUUUACUGGAGCUCCACAAAAAUGAGUCAUCCACAUCAUGUGUUUUCCUGGCCUGCAUAUACACCAAAAGUCCCUGUCUGACCCAAACACGUGUCUCUUCUCAGGCUCCAUGACAUGUGGCCACACACUUUGCCCUGACAUGUGUCACAAUACACAUCUUAUGACGAUUUUAAUGCCAUAUGCAUACAUACACGAACAAAUAGAUCAAACACCUGACGGAAGAAGAAACUGUAUUUGAAAGUUCUGUUUUUUUAAAUGAAAACCCACACUGCCAUUUAUUGUAUUGAGAUCUAAGCCAAUAAAGCUUUAAAUCACCAUCAAUCAUAU
This is a messenger RNA of Thalassophryne amazonica, 3317 nucleotides long. RefSeq names its product actin binding LIM protein 1a (gene ablim1a). Gene Ontology annotation, molecular function: actin filament binding. Gene Ontology annotation, biological process: lamellipodium assembly; cilium assembly; cytoskeleton organization. The record is from RefSeq and is a predicted model, not a curated record. Gene Ontology annotation, cellular component: actin cytoskeleton; stress fiber. The coding region runs from base 106 to 2505 and encodes 799 amino acids. Lineage: Eukaryota; Metazoa; Chordata; Actinopteri; Batrachoidiformes; Batrachoididae. The transcript is spliced from 25 exons.